Molecule: messenger RNA, 1005 nt
Organism: Fonsecaea pedrosoi CBS 271.37
Lineage: Eukaryota; Fungi; Ascomycota; Eurotiomycetes; Chaetothyriales; Herpotrichiellaceae
Exons: 2
Coding region: 1-1005 (334 amino acids)
Source: RefSeq, a predicted model, not a curated record
AUGUCUCGCACUCGUCGGCUUAACCUCGUCAGUGUCAAGUCCGCCAAAGCGCUUGGACUCAAGGUUCACGGAUCAACGGCGAACAUGCCGGAUUGGGAUUCUUUGUGUCAUCCUUGGGCGCCUUUGACAAAGGAUUUGAAGAAAUACAAUUAUCUUCGGUGGCUUCAGGCUGCACCAAUGCAAUCACUGGACGGUGAUCCAGUUAUACUACCGAGACAGCCACACGCACCAAAUGAUAACUAUUGCGGUGUGGCCUCCAUCCCAUUUCCGUCAAUAGGUCGCGAUGGCCAGCAUGAUAGCGGUUUGUGGUGUCGUGGCUGCGAAUGGGCUUGCGAAAAUUUGCUCGGCAAAGAUGAGCAAGAAAUUGGAGCCGCUUUAAGCUACAGCAUUCCCCCAGACUGUUACGUGGAAGACGUGGAAGACGUGGAAGACGUUCUACUUUCCCUGGCGCUCCGUGCGAGGUCAAAGAUAGACUUUGCCAGCCAUAUUCAGAACUGCUACGGCGUGAAGAAGCUGGCUGAUGAUGUCGAUGGAAGGGGCAUAUACUGCGUACAAGCCGGCAACAGAGUCCACUACCUGACCAUUCCUACAACUGUUUUUGAUGAUGACACAAUGGGCAAGCCAUUCCUUCUAAUACCUCAGCUUCCCGAUUUCCCUGACACAAAUUGGACCAGAAUGACAAUUCCCCGGAAAGAAAACGGAACGUUGGCGCAUACCAUCUCCUUUAAAACUCUUCCAGAGCUCAAAUUUACCUUUCACGAAAAUCUAGUCGACUGCCUCUCAUAUCGAAAGAUAAGGCGGCUUCGUCCCGGCGUCGUCGAGGUUCACUAUCGCGGCCGGCCCGCUAUGGCGAAGUACUCCUGCUUUGAUUGGGACUUCUACCGAAUACAACGCGAGAACUGGGCCUACGAUAUUCUUCACAAUGACCAUGACAAGGGCCAAGUAUACGUGGCUCCAAGAGUCUUAGGUCGACAGAAAACGGACGUCCGAUCGGACUGUUACUAG